CUCAAAAUAAUCCACACGUUGAUGGUACCUGAAAAAUCACGUAACCACGAUUUUCCCCUCGCUAGGCCUGUUUUACGUGACACACGUAAAAAUAAUGUGAAAGUGUACUGGCAAAAAAAUGUUUUCACGUUGAAGUUACGUGAAAAACCAUAUAGUAUUUUUCCACUAGGUUUUUCCAUGUAGCUUUUAUGUGUUUUGAAAUGUAACUUCAACAUGACUCGAGUGCGGCAUUCUACCAAAUUUCUACGUGAUUAUUUUAGUAUGAAAAUUGAUGGCGUACGGUGAAGUCCUGCUGCCGGACUAUUCUCGUAAAAUUUAGUUGAAAAAGGAAGAGACGGUAAGUUAAAUUAAAUUUGAAUAAUUGUAUAUGUAAUUAAUAAAAGUUUUUGCAGAAGCUGAUUUCUGAAAGCAGCAACUUUAGUUUUUCGGCGGGCACUGGCAUCAAAACUGGUCAUCACCAGCAAUCUCCAGUUGGCAAAGUUCGGGAGCCCAGGAAAUCCGAUCCAGGUUGCUACGCCGAGACUUCACUAAUGUCUUGGCCAUCAGCGGCAGAAUUAUGAAAAGGUCGCUGAGCGCGGACAUCAACAGCGGCCGAUUAACCAUUGCCUGGUACCGCAACCGGCCAUCUCCAACAACCCCCGGUUGGCUGAAGUCAUGGGCAAGGACAAUCUCGACAAUGCUCGGAUAUAAGAGUGACGGCCGAGUAGAAGUUAACGUGGUGCACAAAGCACUGGCCAUCGGUGGCGAUUCUGCGCGUGGCAAACGGACUGGACUACUCGGAGAUCCUUGGGGAGGAAAUCGCGACCACCUGGUGGAAAGGUCUCAUCGGUGUUCCCAGCAAAUGGCAUUUUUUACAAUUUAGUUUCUAACGGUAAGAUCUUUGGAAAUAUUGGUUAAAUAAACAAGUUUAUGCAAAUUUAACCGACUUCAUUAUUAUUUCUAUUCGAAAAAAAGUGAAACAAAACCAAAAUCUACUACUACAAAGUUCAUACAACGUUCACUAAAACAAACACGUAGAUAUCAUCGACGUACCAUUUAGCUUUUACGUGUGAAACACGUAGAAUAGACGUGAAAUGCUCUGACCAAGCAAAUUCCGUUUCUACUGGAGUCUCCUCGUAGAAGUUACGUGGAAACUUUAGUGGAAAAAUACCACAUAGCUUUUCACGUAACUUCAACGUGAAUAA
Culex pipiens pallens (northern house mosquito) is the source of this 1184-nucleotide messenger RNA. RefSeq lists its product as uncharacterized. Bases 557 to 862 code for a protein of 101 amino acids. Lineage: Eukaryota; Metazoa; Arthropoda; Insecta; Diptera; Culicidae. The transcript is spliced from 2 exons. The record is from RefSeq and is a predicted model, not a curated record.